Artibeus jamaicensis (Jamaican fruit-eating bat) is the source of this 1626-nucleotide messenger RNA. Its product is annotated as HIV Tat-specific factor 1 homolog. The record is from RefSeq and is a predicted model, not a curated record. Lineage: Eukaryota; Metazoa; Chordata; Mammalia; Chiroptera; Phyllostomidae. Gene Ontology annotation, cellular component: U2-type spliceosomal complex; U2 snRNP. Gene Ontology annotation, molecular function: RNA binding. Gene Ontology annotation, biological process: mRNA splicing, via spliceosome.
AUGGAGCCCAGGAACAUGGAUUUGCCACUGUGGUCGACAGAGGAGUGUUGUGUUCAGUGCUGCACCACUCUGAUCCGAGGGGUCAUGCAGCUCGAUCCUGUGAGGUCACAGCCGCACACCCGGCAGCCUCGGGAGCUCCGCUCUGCACCACCAGCUCCCCACGGUGCCCGGGCAUCACAGACCACCAUGGAACAGACCCCAGGGGCUGGGGCAAAGGCGGUCAUACUUUCCCUGGGAGAAAUCGGCAAAGUGAGCCACAGCAACUUGGAUGGGAACAAUGACUUUGACGAGCAGUUGCGAAUGCGAGAAUUGUAUGAAAACACCAAGGAUGGAGACACCCAGAAAGAUCCCCUGCAGCCGCCAGAUGACAUCUGCUACGAAUGGGACCUGGACAGAAAGAAGUCUUGUUUCUCCAAGAUCACUGAGCAUUUCACUGCUACACAUCAGGCCAAUUGUGGCUUUUCUAGUGAUGGAGCGUCAAGCUCUGCUGCAAAUGUACAAGAUGUUAGUGCUAGGCUUGCAGAGGAACCACCACAAAGAAAAGUCCCUGAACCCACUGAUCCCCAAAAAGAAAAAGACAGUGAAUCAGAUGGUUUCAUACACAAAAAGUACAAAUGUUACUUGCCUUUGGACAUUAUAAUGCACAAAUUUAUAUAGCUCAGAUCCAGGUUUGGCAUUAUUAUGAGAGAUCCUCAAACAGAAGAAUUUAAGGUCAAGUUUUACAAAGAUAAUGAAGGAAAUCUAAAAGGAGAUGGGAUUUACUGUUAUUUGAAGAUGGAAUCUGUGGAUCUCACAUUAAAACUUUUGGAUGAAGUUGAAAUUAGAGGCUACAGAUUGCAUGUUGAGUUAGCAAAGUUUCAACUGAAGGGGAUGAGGGAAUAUGGUGCCUUUAAGAGAAAGAAGAAUUGUAAGGACUGCAAGAAAAAGCUGUCUCAGCAACAAAAGCAUUUGGAUUGGAGACCUGAGAGAAGGGAUGGGCCAUCCCAAAUGCAUUGUGAGUGAGUGGUCAUCAUUGAAAAUAUGUUUCAUCCUGUGGAUUUUGAGGGUGAUCCAUUGGUGCUGAAUGAGAUCAGAGAUCUUCGAGUAGAGUGUUCAGAGUCUGAACACAUUAGGAAGCUCCUUCUUUCUGAUAGACACCCAGAUGGUAUGACCUCUGUGUCCUUCAGGAAUCCAGAAGAUUAUUGUAUUCAAACCUUUGAUGGACAGUGGUUUGGUGGCCACCAAAUCCCUGCCCGAGCAUGGGAUGGAACUAGCGAUUUUCAGGUGGAAGAGACCAUAAGUGAAAGGGAGGAAAGUCUGAAAGAAUGGGUGGCUUUCCUCAGUACUCCUGAGGCCACUAAAGGUCUUCAGUGUUCAGAUUCCAUGUGUGCUUCAGAAAGGGCAGGGCCUUCCACCAGGGAAUCUAGACCAAAAUGUUUUUUAGAGCACCCUAGCACAUCUACAGUGAAUGCUCAAGAAGCUGCAGCUGAAGUGGAAUUCGAAGAACCUAUAAUACAAAGCCAUUGCAUCAACCAGCUGGUUUGUAGAGAUCUAGCCUUUUCUAAGCCUCUUUGUAACCUUGGGGCUGUUAUCAUCGUCACUCUACCCCUGAUGGACCAGCAGGUGAUAUCCAAGACAAGAGAAUGA